This is a messenger RNA of Corticium candelabrum, 3223 nucleotides long. RefSeq lists its product as uncharacterized. Gene Ontology annotation, molecular function: deSUMOylase activity. Gene Ontology annotation, biological process: proteolysis; protein desumoylation. The coding region runs from base 130 to 3018 and encodes 962 amino acids. The record is from RefSeq and is a predicted model, not a curated record. The transcript has 25 exons. Gene Ontology annotation, cellular component: nucleus. NCBI's taxonomy places the organism in Eukaryota, Metazoa, Porifera, Homoscleromorpha, Homosclerophorida, Plakinidae.
UAAAAUUGCAGUUGCACAGAGCAAGAUUAUUGAACCACCUUUGACAGGCUUAACAAACCUAAGCCCCCAAACAGUUGCUCCUGCUCCCCUCAUUGUAGUCUCCAAGCAAGCGCUCAGUGUAGCUUCCGAAUGCACAAAACCUGCUGCAAAAAGAGCAACCGAAAAUGUUCCGUGAAGUGUCACAAUCGCUCCGCAGCAGAUUUAUGGGAAGAGCAUUUGAUGAGACGCACUUCCAGUCAUGCUACAUUUCCAUCACCGCUCUCGCGAUUUACGCUGCCAACAUCACAGCAAACACUGCUCAAAGUAGAGAAGUCCGGCACAGAUGUUAGUCAGUUUCCCGUCGUUUCCAAAGCAGAUGUGAAAAAGAGAGAGUUGAAAGGAGCUAGUGGAAAGAGUUGUCAAGACUUACCAUUUCAAUUGACUGUAGAAUUCGUAAAAUUUUUAUCACUGCUGGACAAGAAAGACGAGGACGAGGCCGAGAAAGUGAUAGCGGAGAUGGCUGCUAAUGUUAGCAUGUGCCAAAUUGAAAACAACUCUGACGGAAAUUGCCUUUUCGAAGCUAUUAGUCAGUUGCUGUAUGGAACAGUUUGUCGGCAUUCGCAAAUUCGUACUAGAAUUGUUGACUAUAUAGCCAAUCAGAGAUCUAGUUUUGAAGACGCCGUUGUUGCAAUGAGAUCAGUCACUAUCAACGAAGAAGACAUAUCUAUUGAUAGUGAUGGAAUCCACAAUUCUGCGGACAUAUUUGAAAACUACAUUGAAGACAUGAGAGGGGAUCGAUUUUGGGGAGACACAAUAUGCAUUGAAGCUGCAUGCAUCGUCUAUAAGAUCCGCAUUACUCUACUGGUUUCGCCUGCGGCCUACAAAGUAGAUUUUAAUAGUGACGAUGAGAAAACGACCAAGCACUUACAUUUAGCCCAUAUCAACAACAGGCAUUUUCGAGCACUUCUUCCAUUUCAAUCUGAAAACAUUUCGACGCCAUCAACGUCUUUUCCACUACCACCUCUGGAUACGUCUCUUCUUCUAAAAAUUGUUGACUGCAACCUUGCAAUGGAAGAGCAAUAUCGUUGUUUUGGGCGCUUAGUAACUCCGGCAAAUGCGAACUACUCUAAUGUUCCCAAAGGAGUUUUGUCUUUGACUGAACUUUCUUGGUUAUACAGUAACCCAAAUCAACUUCCGGCUGCAAUUGCAUCAAUAAAGGAUGAUCCCGACGAUGUUUGCGACUUGGUAUGUUUGCACAGACGACUGGAGCGAAACAAAGCACUCAGAACGAUAAAGAAUGCGUUAAGCGAGGGUCCACAGGCUCAAUUGUGGAAGGAAUUUCGACGCAAACAUAGCUUACAAAAAACUCUAUUUAGCAAGGACAAACAUCUUUUCAGCUUACCUACUCCAGCUGAAAAAGUGGUUCAUAAAGUUUUGAUCAAAGAAACAAAGUCGAAAGAGCAAUCACGACAAACUGUGGCUAUCAUUGGACAAAAUGUUAUACGAAAUUGCGACAUUUGGAAACUAAAUGAAAGAACGUGGUUCAAUGACGUGCUGAUCAAUUCGUUUCAUCAGCUGUUUCAAACCGAUGUGAAUAGCGCGAGACCAAGACGAUUGCUUUGUUUAUCGACUUUCUUUUUUGAACAAUACUCUCGAAAAGGUUACCACGAGGUAAAGAAGUGGACUGCAAAGGAAGAUCUGUUUCAGUUUGAAAUUAUUGCAGUUCCAGUUCAUCUUAGAAACCAUUGGAUUGAAGUGGUACUUGACGUUGGCGAAAAAUGUAUUCGCGUGUAUGAUUCGCUUGGAAAAUUUCGCCAUGAUGUUGCAAAUAAGUUGAGUAAAUGGUUGGAAGAAGAGCAUUGCUCACGUUUCAGUUCUUCUCUAGGAAGUUUGUCUUGGCCUGUCUUUCACACUUUCAGUCCUGAACACAAGCAACAAGGUGAUUCGUACAAUUGUGGAAUAUACACGUGUGUGAACAUGAUGGCGGCGGCUGUAGGAAAUCCUUUCUUGUCAAUCAUAGUUGAGCCUAGUCAGUUUCGCAAAUGGCUUGCCUUUCGCAUUUUAAUAGGUGAUGAAAGAACGAUAAAAGGCAACAAAGAAAUUCGGUUAGGAAAAUCUGCAAAUUUACUGGCACCAUCUGCGACUUUACAACAGCUUAGACAAGAGCCUCAUAAACCGUCAAACACCAUGAUGACCCAUGAUCAUACAGGAGUUCAAUCUCGAAUUCAGAGUGUCACCGCCAUCAGCGGUUCUCCUAAUUUCGAGAAAAGCGAUUUGUGGCCUAGAAAGAAGAGACAAAAAUAUAUAGACUCCGACGCCGAAGACGAUGAAAUAGCUCUAACUAUGCAAGGGACAAGAUCUAUGGCAGAAUUUGAAAGAUAUCUAAACGAUGACAAUGGAUUGGAGACAUUGACUAGUCAGACUGUAGACGAGAGUCCAAAAAGAGAGAAAAGAAAACGAGUCAAGUUUUCAAACGCAACAGGGGGUAAAAAAAGAAAAAUUGAGCCGGAAACUAUAGAUAUCAGUGACGAUGAUGACAAACAAACAACCACAAGGAAAGUGUCAUUAACUACACCUGAGUCAACAGUUCAAACCAGGGCAGCUGUGCUGGCAAGGCCUAAUUUCAGUCCGAUACAUUGCUCAGAAAAAGAGAUAGAAAACUUUUUUUGGGAACUUGACGGCGGUGGCUACAUCACAGCACUUUUGGCAGCAUGUCCCGUCAAAAGUCCGGCAAAUUUUGGAAGAAAAGUUUCUAUGAAACAAUCCUUGGCUGCAUCGCAGCACAUAGUCAUGGCCGGGCGAUUCAGUUCAGCAGUGAUAAAGAGAAUAAACAAACUUUUCAAUCGCUGGUACUUCAAGAACGAGGCAGCAAAGAACACGGACCGUGAUGAUGUUUUGGAGCUUUUCGGAGUACCAAGUGAUUGGAGGUUUUCAGCCAAAGCACAUCAUGCAGCUUGUCAUAUCCUUUGCAGAUGGUAUCUAGGAACAUGGAUUACGACUGAAUUAAAUACCAAAGUAGAAAGAUUUUUAAAUGAGUAGUAGUUUUAGUUUUUGGGAAUUUAGUAAUGUUACAGUUUAUAUGUAUGUAUAUCUAGAUAUAUAUUGUAGAUCUGCAUCAAUCUUAAUUAUUCUCAUUCUUUUCGAAGUAACGUCUGAUAGCUAACAUUUGAAGCUGUUGGAGUUUAGUUGAUUGACGAUUUGGCAAGACAUUAAUUGCUAAUAAAGAAAAAAUGGCUGCCGAAAA